This is a messenger RNA of Neurospora tetraspora, 1332 nucleotides long. RefSeq lists its product as uncharacterized. Bases 501 to 1187 code for a protein of 228 amino acids. The transcript is spliced from 2 exons. Lineage: Eukaryota; Fungi; Ascomycota; Sordariomycetes; Sordariales; Sordariaceae. The record is from RefSeq and is a predicted model, not a curated record.
UCAUCCCAGUCCUCCUCCCAGUCCUCUCCCCCUUGCCGCUCGAGUACGUUAUCUGUACUUAAAGGAUCCCCUGUCCCGAACCUCCCGGAUCGAUUCCUGUCUUGAGACCUCUCUGUGUGAUACUAUGAUCUCACUGAUCAUUCCACCGAGACUCCUGUCAGCUUAGUUCAACUGCAGUGCCGUAUCAUCACACAUAUCUGCCGCGGGUCUCUGCAGUGUUCAGCAUCGGAUUUGCCAACCGAGUCCGGCCUUAUCUUCCAUUGUCUUGUUUCCUGUUACACAACUUAGACGCCGUUGUCUCUGUAACUACCACCUUCCUCUUUUCAGCUUUUUCUAUAAUACAAAGAGGCCCGGAGUGAGAUCCCAGCCCUCCAAGAGGUUCCCCACCGGACACUCCUUUCUCGCUACCACCAGAGCGACGCUCCCUUGACAGCAAGUUCCCAAGACAAACUCCAUACCACAUACGUCAGUUCUCCGGGUUUUGUUUCUUACACAUCAUCAUGACUUCAGCGGCGAACAUGGCUGUAAGGGAAAAGCGACGAGGGGCUUCCCAGCAGGAUAUCGUUCAGAUGGAGGUUCGAAAGGCUAUGACGGCGGCCGAGUACUCGCGACGACAGUUUGUCCUCAACUUCGCCGCCAGCAAGAACAUUCAGCUUCUCAUCCCCGGCAAGAAGGCGGAUGCGAUCAAGGAGGCCGAGGAGUGGACGGUUGUCUGGCUGGCCCAGAACCAACUCACUACAGUGUCCAACGAUUUCUUCAAGUAUACAGUUGACUCGAGGCUAUGGAGCAAGCUCGUCGGUGACGAAAUUCCGUUUCCAUUUGCUUUUAUGAAAUGCCCCAACAACCCCAGCGAUGGCGAGAACAGGAGCAGGGCACCAACACCAAAGGGUGAUGCUCUCUUGACAAACCAUGCCGUCGAGAUUACCAGCAACACUGCCUCCGCUCCCAACCUGCCGACCAGCAAGCAAGUUAAGAGGCAGUCCCUUCAACGGUCGGAAUCAGAUAACGAGACCGUGACUAGAAGACACACAGACACCAAGAAGGCGAAGACAACCGGAAUUCCCCUGGAUAAGGCGCGCAGUCUCUCGCUCGACAGCGUGGACGACGACCUGAAGGUGCCCAAGAAGCCUAGCAACCGCUUCUUGGUGCGGUUGAGCCGCUCGUGGUCUCGGCGGGUUUCAUCCUGAAUGGGCCAUAUCCAUUUCUCUAACUUCAGCAGUUUAUCAUCACUUCAUUAUCAAAAGUGGAAAUCAUUUAUCAGUCACGGACGGCAAAUUGUAUUUUUAUCGGCAUUCCACUCCCAGCUUCACAGGUACCCAACGGCCUUUAAUA